GAGCUUUAUCAUAAAACCCAGCAAUAAUAGCCAAAAAUUAGAUUCCCCUUCCACUUUCUUAGAAGCACAUGAUAUGAUAGCCAUGAUCUAUAAAAACAAAAGGGCAGUCACAAUGAUGGUAUGAGACACAACUAAUCCACGGUAUGAGACACAACUAAUCCACGAGAGAUGGAGACAGAUUUGGAGAAAGGAAAAGAGAAAAAUUGGAAAACCAUUUCAGUGCUAAAGAAGCCUUAUCUGGCAGCCUUGGGCGGACAGUGGGACGUCAUGAAAAGCUUCUUCGAGGAAAACGAAAAUCACGCGCAACUCUGUUCUCAGAUGACAGUAGAAGGGGAUACUGCGUUUCAUAUUGCAGCAUACAGUGAAGAAAAGGAACUGCUUCAACAUUUGGUUAACUUACUACCAGCCACCUCUAGUUUGUUCGACGCCUUAAACAAGAAGAACCAACAUGGUAAUAAUACUUUUCACGAGGUGGCCGCGACUGACAGAGUUGAAACAGCAGAAUUCUUGGUUAGGAAACUCCAAGAGCCCUCUCAACUCUAUUCAGGCGAAGGCACACUAGAAGGUCUUCUCAAGGCUAAAAACAAACUGGGUGAAACCCCGAUAUAUAGGGCCGUUGCCCACGGUCAGACAAAAAUGGCCAAAUAUUUGGCGACUAAAGUUUGGGAUUUAAGUUAUCACUUUCGAAGAGAAGACGAUAUGUCGAUUCUCCAUAUUGCUGUCAUAGGCCAACACUUUGACACCGCUAUAUGGCUACUGAGAAAGGACAAGGAACUUGCAGAAGAAGGGAAAGUAAAUGAACUUGCAAGAAAGAAGGAACAAAAUGGCUUUACAUGUCUUCACCUGCUUGCGAAAAUGCCACAUGUUUUCGGAAGUUAUUCGGAAUUUUCCCACAUGGGCAAACUGAAGAAAUUCCUCUAUAAUUGCCUUCCUAGUCAGUUCGAGGAUGAUGACGUUUCUGAUGAUGGUAAUGAAGCUCAAAUACCGUCAACAAUUUUAAUUAAAGGAUACAGAGCUAUGUGGAGGGCUAUAGCUAAAGGAUGGCCGGCUAUUGAUAAACUCUGGAAGAUGAAGAGAAUGCAUUCAUCAGCUUCAGAACUCACCAAGUCGCUAGUAGAGGCAGAUUAUACGUGGAAGGAUUUUCCUUGUGAAUUAAAUAAUGAAGACAAGACGACGAUUUCCUUAGUGAAAGUAGACAAAUCUGUUGACAAAGAUAGAGGCGAUCUCCUUUAUCAUUGUCAACAGAUGUUUGACCUAGUUUGCCAACUAGGUCAAACAUCUGGUACAAAGGAAGUGGGAGGAGAAGGCACAUCCAAGGGACAACCCAGGGAAAGAAAUCAUCAGAAAUCUUACCACCACCCAUUGCUUGAAGCAUCCAGCAAUGGCAUAGUAGAAAUGUUUGACAUGAUGAUUAAAUCGUAUCCACAGGUAAUUGAGUACAUCAGUAACGAUGAGAAAAACAUAUUGCACGUGGCCAUUGGCCACCGUCAGAGGGAUAUAUAUCGUCGGGUAAAGAAGAUGGAAGUGAUAAUGAAAUGUAGAUUGGCUUCACGGAUUGAUAAGAAUGGCAACACCCUAUUGCAUCAUGUUGCAGAAGGGAAGACAUAUUAUGGAAGAGAGUCAAGAGAACAAGCUGCAGGUCCUGCUUUCCAGUUGCAAGAGGAAUUGAGUUGGCUUAAGCAUGUGCGGAAGAUAAUUCCCUCCCAUUAUAUCAUGCACUGCAACAAUAAAGGUAAGACUGCAGACGAGUUAUUUCAAGAUACACAUGCUGGCCUUCUCGAGCUGGCGCAAAAGUGGAUAAAGGAGACCUCUCAAUCGUGCUCUGCAGUUUCUGUCCUUGUUGCCACUGUAGUUUUCGCUGCUGCCUACACCGUCCCUGGAGGUAACGAUGCUUCAGGCCGUCCUAAUUUCAUAGACUCUCCAUUCUUCGUCCUCUUCACCAUCAUGGAUGUUGUUUCCCUUGCGUGCUCCUUGACUUCUGUUGUCAUGUUCCUCUCCAUCCUCUCGUCUCCAUUUGAGUAUGAAAAUUUCAAGACAUCUCUUCCUCAGAAGCUAAUGAUAGGCUUCACAUUGCUCUUCUUCUCCGUGACAACGACCAUGCUUUCUUUUGCAGCAACUAUUUUUCUCCUCCUUCAUUUUCAAAAGAAAGCUUGGACUAAAACUCUGAUUUAUACUGCUGCAUUCCUUCCUGUCUCUAUGUUUGCGCUUAUGCAGUUCCCGUUGUAUGCUGCAUUCAACAAUUUAUUGCACACCCUUACCAAGAAAAUAGAGAAGAAGGUAUAUCCCCAAAAAUUCCUUCCUCCUUACUUGAGGACCAAGAAGCUCAAUAAACUCUCAUGAGAAUAGGCUUUUGGAUUUUGACUAUAAGGCGGUGUUCAUUUUGUUCCCAUCAUGCACCAUAGUCAAAGCCCUGUUAUCAUAAUGUAUUGACAUUAAUCUAUAUGUAAUAAGACAACGAGAAGUUAGAUAUUUCUCUUCA
This is a messenger RNA of Quercus lobata, 2479 nucleotides long. RefSeq lists its product as uncharacterized. The transcript is spliced from 6 exons. Gene Ontology annotation, cellular component: membrane. The record is from RefSeq and is a predicted model, not a curated record. Gene Ontology annotation, molecular function: protein binding. The coding region runs from base 169 to 2340 and encodes 723 amino acids. NCBI's taxonomy places the organism in Eukaryota, Viridiplantae, Streptophyta, Magnoliopsida, Fagales, Fagaceae.